CGGAGAGGGUCCUCGGAAGAAGGCCAGCCGUGGCAGCCGUGGCAGCGGUGGUGGUGGUGGUGGCGCCGGCGGAGCAGCAGGAUCGGGGUUAUUACUCCCCAACAUUGCUACGGGAAUCUAUGGCCUGUGCGGGAAGGCACCUGCGGCGGUGGUGGCGGGUGUGUUUGAUGUCGCCACCCAUGGCGGCUUGCUGGUCGGACCAGGGCCCACCGACCCAAUGAGCAACCACAUCCAGCAGCCGGCCGUGCACCACCACCACCACCACAUGCCCUCUCAUCUCCAGUCCACCAUACCGCAUGCGGCUGCUGCUGCCAGCCCGGGGCUGCUGCCCGGUUCCCAGCGCUGCCACACAACGGCAGCAGCCGGGCUUGGGGCCGCUCCGCUGCCUGUGCUGGCCGCGUUGCCGUUGCCGCAUCCGGAGGGCGCACGGGCUGCACAGAGCUCUGCCUUCGGGCAGGAUGAGGAGGAGUGCCCGGGUGGCCGGCAGGUGGGGCCCAGCCACUCCGUCAACAGUCGUCUCAGCGCCGGCAGCAUCCACACCCCGGGGCGCCGCCGGCCGCCGCUGGUGGGCACCGGGGGAGCUAAGGAAGCGCAUGAGGAGAGUGCGGCCCACUCGAAGCCGCAUCCGCGCUUGCCUGGAGGUGCGGCGGCUGCUGCCUGUCGGGAGGCUGGUGGUGCGGCCGCGGCGGAGGCUAACGUCAGCAGCAAUGGGGCUGGGGGCCAUGGCGGUAAGGCUGCUGCAUGUGCAAGCGGCGGCGGCGGCGGCGGCGCUGCGCAUGCGUCGGCGGCCGCCAAGGCCUCAGCCGCUGCCGGACCUCCAGCCACGGCACAGACGGUGCGCAGCAUGCUUGGUGUGCAGCAUGUUGCCCCGGAGGCCUUGUCGGCGGGUGGCGGGCUGGUCUUCCCGUCGGAAGCGAACAGACCAGCAGGCGGCGGCGACGGCAGCGGCGGGCAGCAGCUGCUGCUGCACCCCCACCAGCCCCCACCGCAACCGUACGGCAUCCCCGGGCCCGCCGUCGCCGCCGCCCGCAUCUCCUUUGCAGGGGCAGCCACCGUCGAAGACGGCUGCAGCCGGGGCGCAGCGCCCCCGGGCGCCGGCAGAGGGCCGCAUCACUCGCCGCGACGGCUCCAAGCGGCAGCUGCCUUCGGAACCCUUCGUUGCCUGCCCAUGCCCUCCACGGCAUCAUGCGGCGGCGUCAGCCCCGCAGGGCCCGCCGUCGCCACCACCGCCGCUGCCGCUGCUGGCGGCGGCGGCGGCGGUUGCUUCCGCCUGGCCUCUGCACAGUACCCGCUGCCCGACUGCACUGCCACGGAUGCGGCUGCAGCGGGGGGCUGCUUGUCCGGCGGGGGCGCCACGGAGCAGGGGAGCUGCAUGGAGGAUAACCACACGCUCGUGGAGACGGAGGCGGCAGGCGGCGGGGCGGGCGACGGCGGUGAGGGCGACGGAAGCGAGUGUUGUAGCGCGGAGCCGCUGGUAAGCGGCGCGAGUAACACGGUGCCGUCUGUGGAGGCGUCCACGCAUGGGCAGCAUCAGCGGGCGAGGGGCCGUCGGAGUUCACCGCAGCUAUCAGUGCGGAUGUAGGUGUGCUGGCGUUGGCGCAGCAGCUGCGUUGCGGGUUUUUGAUUGGAGAAGGAGACUGGAUGAGGGCGAUGUGCUUUUGGGAUUACUUUAUUGGAAAAAGGUUCUUUUCGAUAUUACAGUCUCAGGGCGCUGGAGAACGUGCAUCAUCAUGGCUGUAGCGUACGUGCACUCGGUUUUGGUAGCCGUUGUGGUUCGUUUUUGCCCCAAGUUUUCGCAUGGAUGAUCCUUUAUUUUGGCUAAUCAUGUAUGUAUGUUGGCUGUAUGUAUGUACCUGUUUGCCCCUGUCAUGAGCUCUUGAAGAAAGUUUCUCACGACGUGCCACAGUUAUGGGCUGCUGUGUUCAGUUGGUUAUAAGUUCGUAUACCGGUAGUAUAGUCGUACGUUAACGUUAUUCCUGAAGUGUGCCCAUCUAGCAAGCCCGCAGCCGGUAGCCAUUGCCGCUGGCUGUUGGCUGCUGGUGGGCUGCUGCUGGUGGCGGCACACCUCGUCACGCCUGGCCAGGCCGCCUGAGGGCACGGCUGGUCGCACAGUCACCGAGCUGCCUCCUGUGGCUCAUUGAACCCUUGUCGGCUGUCGAUUGGCGGCCAAAGUAUGAGCACAUGAUGACUUGCGCGAUGUUCUUAUGUCACUGCUGGCACUGUGUCAGCCACACUGCUUAGAGAAUACUACUUAUACUAGCAAUGCCGUAUAAAAACAACUCGUGUCGGGGCUUGAAGGAAGAUGUAUUGGUGCCGGCAAAAUCCAGGCUGGCGACUGUGUUGUUGGGCGGAAUUGGCGUGAUUAUGGUCAACGGCCGUACUUGGACGCGGGUUAAGCGCUAUUAUGGCCGAGCCGAUAUGGGCGCUACAGUUAUUGCAAUGUGCACUGAAUUGUGAAGCGCUCUGGUGCGGCCUGUAUGCGUAUACCCUAUGCUCACCUGUGUUGGGCUCGGCAGGAGUAUUGUACGGCUGUUA
Astrephomene gubernaculifera is the source of this 2535-nucleotide messenger RNA. NCBI's taxonomy places the organism in Eukaryota, Viridiplantae, Chlorophyta, Chlorophyceae, Chlamydomonadales, Astrephomenaceae. The record is from the annotation of a GenBank genome assembly.